This is a messenger RNA of Anolis sagrei ordinatus, 1248 nucleotides long. Lineage: Eukaryota; Metazoa; Chordata; Lepidosauria; Squamata; Anolidae. The record is from RefSeq and is a predicted model, not a curated record.
GUCUGGGGCUCUUCCGCCUGGGAGCCGGAAGUGCGGCCUCUCCUCAUUCGAGGCGAUGUCGCGCCCCCCGCUGGAGGCGCUGCGCGGGGGCCUGGAGGCGGCGCUGUCGGGGCUGAGAGGUGGAGAGGCCGGGCGCAGCGGCGACGGAAGCCGAGAUGAGCCAGAAGAGCAGCAGCACCAAGAGGAAAAAGAGGCCGCCUUCGACCCCGGAGGCUUCUGGGAGGCCCUGGGGGGCGCCUUCGAGGCAGCCAGCCGGGAAGCUUCCGCUCUGAGCCUCGCCUUCGCUCGCCCACCUCCGCCGCCGCGCCAGGAUCAGGAGCAGUUGACGAACAGGGCUCUCGGGGCAGUCCUGGCAGCGGCCUCCAUCUAUUACCGCCUCCCCAAGAGCCAAGGGACCACUUUGCGCAAAGCGGUGCGUGAUGCCACGGUGGAGCUGGCGGAGGGCAUGAUCCAGCUCACGGAGGUCCUGCUCCGGAGGCCCGAGCAGAGCAUCUCUCGGGAGCAGCUCAUCUCCACCGGAAGUGUCUGGGAAGCCUGCGACCGGGCUUCUGCCCUCCCUCGAGAUAACCAGGCAGCGGUGGCUUUGGCCAUUUCCUCUUGCCUUGGGAUCGUGAAGGAUGCCUUGGAGGAGAUCGAGCAGGCACAGCAGGAGGGGGCGGACCCCUACGGGGAUGUCCUGGAGGAUGAGGAGCUGGGCUCCCGGGGCAACCGGGACGUCUAUUGGUCAGAGGCUGACCGGCGGCUGCUGGGCCCCUGCCUGGGGCUGGUGAAGGCCGCCAAGGCCUGCCUGAAGAAGGUCCUGGGGGCCGUCCGGGCACACGGCCAGGUGGACACGGCUGAGCGGGUGGCGCAACUGGACGACCUGGCCGACAUGGCCGCUGACGUCAGCCCCAGCGUGGACGAACUGGCUCUGAGCACCUACCCACCAGUGAACCAGCUGUCUGUGCGGCUCAACGCGGCUAAACUGGCCUCAGUGCUGAAGAAGAUGCUGGAAAUUGCCAGGUCCAGCCACGUCUGCCCCCCAUCUGAAGAGAGCUGGGUGCUGUUCCUCUUGGGCGCAGUGGAUCACAACCUGGACAGAAUCAAGAGCUUGACCCAAAGUCUUGUUUGAGGAGGAUGAGGAGGGGCCUCUUUUGGGUCUGGACUCUCAGAACUGGACUGCACCAAAGACCCCGCCCCCAGCUGGCCCACGCACACAUCUAUGGAAGGAGUAGAGGCUGAUGACCCUUUGCCGGGGUGGGGGGGGGG